UCUCUUCUUCUUUUCCAAAUCCCAAUCUCAAUCCCUAAUUGUGUUUGUAUAAACCCUAAUCAUCAAAUAUCAAACCCGAUAGGAACUUUGUUCCUAUCAUUUGGUAUCAAAGUCUGGUUCCGAGAGCGAGUUCGUCACAACUCUCAACCAGGGUAAACUUCUUACCAAUAAGAGCCCCGAUGAGUACAUCACGACUCACCGUUAAGGAGCUGCUCGACCAGCUGGAGGCGACUCUCGAGGCCAUCAGGGCCAAGAGGAAGGUGGUGGUUGGCGGCUCGACGGUCGCCCUUGCGGUAGUUCGGACCGAAGCAACUCCCAAGGCAUGGCCGAAUGACGUUGUUUUCGCAGUGAUGGCAGAGGCAGAAGAGAAGAUUCCUGUCGAAGCGGGUUCCGACGUGGAGGCGGAGGCGACGGCUCUAGUCGAGCUACUGGAGAAGGCUUCGACUCAAGGGGAGGAGCGAUCGGGGACGAGACAAGACGCGACCCGAAACUGACUCUUGUUCGCCAGGAGGUGGGCUCGAUGCCGGGGUGGGGUAAGAAGGAAGCGGCGGGAUGCUGGUCGGGUUCGACAGAGCAGCGAAGUGAGCGCUUGGCUGUCGCGGCAACAUCGAUCGACUAGGAGGAGGCGGCAGAAGUCGGCCGGACUGGCCGUCAGGGAAUCUAUUCGCGGCCGAAGGAGAUGCUGAAGUCGAAUAAGGAGAUGGAGGAGGGCAGCGGCGAGUUCUUUCAACACCCAAACCCUAGAUCGCAGGACUUGGGUCAACAACGGCUGGGUUCGAUGGGCCGUACGAGUGCUUGGGCCGCCUGGCGGGCGGAUCAAGCUUUGAGUCAACUCAUAUAAGCCUUGGCGGGCUGAAGCGGAUGAAAAAGAAGUGCGCUACGAGAGGUGGAGUUGCAGGCUGAAACCAAGAGGAAGGUGGGAUGUACAAGGUCUUGGGUGCAGGCUGAACAAGAAAAAGGUCAAUGGGGUUUCAAAUGAAGGAUGAGCAGUGUUUUCGGAGCAGGCCUAGGACUCAGCCAGGCCAUCGACUGGGCUCAAUGGCUUGGGAAGGGAUGGUGCAUAAUUGGAAGACAAGAAAGCGAAAGAAAUGGAGGAAUCAACGCGUCAGUUGCGA
Linum trigynum is the source of this 1115-nucleotide messenger RNA. The record is from the annotation of a GenBank genome assembly. Lineage: Eukaryota; Viridiplantae; Streptophyta; Magnoliopsida; Malpighiales; Linaceae.